This is a messenger RNA of Mesorhabditis spiculigera, 1305 nucleotides long. NCBI's taxonomy places the organism in Eukaryota, Metazoa, Nematoda, Chromadorea, Rhabditida, Rhabditidae. The record is from the annotation of a GenBank genome assembly.
AUGGCCAGCGAGUACUUGGAGUUGGUCGAGGCCCUUCUUGCCCGUGUCGGCCACCGAAGCGGAAAUAUCGGAAUCGUCGCCCAUUGCGAUACCGCCACAAAGCAUUUGGAAGACAGCCUGCCCGAGGCUUGCCACGCCGUCCAUUUCGGUGAAUUAUCGUCGCUGGCUGGGGCUGAACAGCUCGGACUUGAUGGCCUCAUCUUCAACAAGACAAUCUCGCACGAGAAAGUUGUCAAGGAAAAACGACUCGACGACUUUGUCAAGAUCGCCCUGAAGUCGUUGAAGGUUGGCGGCACGUGCAUCGUGCGAGAGGAUCUUUCUGCCACCGCCGAGGGAAAAGACGUCGCGUCACUGACCGAUUUCUUCGACGUCUACCGUCACGAUGAAAACGGAACCCAUUACGGCUUCGAAUUCUACGCAUGCCAACCGGUCGUGGCCAGUAUUGCGGUGAAAUCGAACUAUUUCGACCUGUUCUGGACGCUGACGAAGAAGGAGUUUGCGCCCGUUAAGGGAGAUAUGUUGACGUUCCGCGAUUUCCUCGACAAGACCCAGUACACAAAUGAUGGCAUCGGGGCCUACGAAUACAUUUUUGGAGCCGAAUUCAUCUCGCCGGGCGGCUGGGACGAGAAUCUGCGCGUACUGAAACGGUUCGGCUCGUUGAAGCCCGGCCAAAAAAUGCUGGACAUUGGCGUCGGGAUUGGCGGUGGGGCCAGGCAGGCUGCUUCGGAAUUCGGCCUCGAGGUGACCGGGAUGGAUCUGUCGGCCAAUAUGCUGGUGAUCGCCCUCGAGAGAAAUCACAAGGAUCGGGAUACGCGUGUCAAGUACAUGAUCGGUGACGCGAUGCAAUACGAAUUCCCGGAGAAUCACUUUGACGUCAUCUUCAGCCGUGAUUGCGUCCAGCACAUCGAAGACAUCCCCGGGCUCUUCAAGCGCAUUAUGAAAUGGCUCAAGCCCGGCGGCCAGGUGCUGAUCACAAUGUAUGGCCGCGGUGCCGGCGAGCAGUCCGAGCAGUUCAAGGAAUACGUCAAGCAGCGAGCCUACUUUUUAAGAAAUCGCGACGAGAUUCGCAAGAUGGCUGUUGACGCUGGUUUUGCCGACGUGAAAGUCGACGAUAUGACGUAUCGAUUCAAGGAAAUCCUGCAGGCGGAGAAGCAGCGGUUGGAGGACGAGAAGACCGACUUUUUGCGCAAAUUCUCGCAAAAAGAGUACGACUCGCUGACGUCGGGGUGGAACAACAAACUCGGCUACAUCGCCGCCGACAACCACAACUGGAACUAUUUCCUCGCCACGAAACCCCUUCACAAA